This is a messenger RNA of Plasmodium gallinaceum, 735 nucleotides long. RefSeq names its product casein kinase II beta chain, putative. Gene Ontology annotation, cellular component: protein kinase CK2 complex; cytoplasm. Gene Ontology annotation, molecular function: protein kinase regulator activity. The record is from RefSeq and is a predicted model, not a curated record. NCBI's taxonomy places the organism in Eukaryota, Apicomplexa, Aconoidasida, Haemosporida, Plasmodiidae. The transcript has a single exon. Bases 1 to 735 code for a protein of 244 amino acids.
AUGAAUAAUAGCGAUUCUAAUAAGGAUUUACAAGAUUCGAAAUCUGAUAAAAGUACAUCAUGGGUUAAGUGGUUUAAUAGUAGAGCACUUAGUAAUUUUUUAGUUGAAGUAGAUCAUGAAUAUUUAACAGACUCUUUUAAUUUAUAUGGAUUAAAAUCAGAAAUUCCAAAUUUUAAUCAUUUAUUGUCUAUUAUUGCAGGAGAUGCACCAGAUGAAGAAGAUUCUAAAAGUAGUUAUGCAAAAGAUGCAGUAUGUUUAUAUUCAUUAAUUCAUGCAAGAUAUAUUACUACACCAAAAGGAUUAUCAUUAAUGAAAGAUAAGUAUAUUAAGGGAGAUUUCGGAAGUUGCCCAAGAGUUAGCUGCUCUCAACAUAAUGUUUUGCCCAUCGGAUUAUUUGAUCAAAUUAAAAUUGCAAAAGUUCAUAUUUAUUGUCCUUUAUGUCAAGAAAUUUAUAAAAUACAUGAUGAAGAUAAAGUAUAUUUAGAUGGUUCCUUUUUUGGUACAUCAUUUCCACACAUAUUGUUACAAACGUAUCCUUAUUAUGCAACUUUAAAAACACCUUCUUAUUGUACUUCUAAAAUUUUUGGUUUCGGUGUCUAUCACAAUUUUACAAGAACAGAAUACAAAAUUGCUAAAGGAGAAUUUGGAAAAUUGGCAAGAGAAAACUUUUUAAAAAAAAAUCCUAAAUAUUUAAAAAAAUUAAGAAAGGAGGAAUUACAAAUUAAAGAUACAUAG